Messenger RNA from Egretta garzetta (little egret), 2292 nucleotides. RefSeq names its product ras homolog family member T2 (gene RHOT2). NCBI's taxonomy places the organism in Eukaryota, Metazoa, Chordata, Aves, Pelecaniformes, Ardeidae. Bases 95 to 1726 code for a protein of 543 amino acids. The transcript has 15 exons. Gene Ontology annotation, molecular function: calcium ion binding; GTPase activity; GTP binding. The record is from RefSeq and is a predicted model, not a curated record.
GCAGGAAGAGAUCGCUAAGGCCAACGUGGUCUGCGUGGUGUAUGAUGUCACCAAGGAGGCCACGAUUGAGAAGAUUCGCACAAAGUGGAUCCCCAUGGUGAACGGAGGAGUUGAAAAGGGCUCCAGGAUCCCCAUUAUUUUAGUGGGAAACAAGUCUGACCUGCAGGUGGGGAGCUCCAUGGAUGUCAUCCUGCCCAUCAUGAACCAGUUCUCGGAGAUCGAGACCUGCGUGGAGUGUUCUGCCAAGAACCUCAAGAACAUCUCUGAGCUCUUCUACUAUGCCCAGAAAGCUGUGCUGCACCCCACCGCCCCCCUCUAUGACCCAGAGGAGAAGCAGCUGAAACCUGCGUGUGCACGAGCGCUGACGCGGAUUUUCAACCUCUCAGACCAAGAUAACAACCAGAUCCUUAGCGAUGAUGAACUCAACUACUUCCAGAAGUCGUGUUUUGGAAACCCACUGGCUCCCCAGGCCCUGGAAGAUGUCAAGAUGGUUGUGUGGAAGAACACCACAGAUGGGGUGCAGGACAACGGCCUGACGUUGAACGGCUUCCUCUUCCUCAACACACUCUUCAUCCAGAGGGGCCGGCACGAGACCACCUGGACCAUCCUUCGCCGCUUUGGAUACGACGACGAGCUGGAGCUGACAGAUGACUAUCUCUACCCACAGUUCCGCCUUCCCCCCGGCUGCUCGACGGAGCUCAACCAUUUGGGCUACCAGUUCCUGCAGCGGCUGUUUGAGAAGCACGACAAGGACCAGGACGGAGCCCUCUCCCCCACGGAGCUGCAGAACUUCUUCAGCGUCUUCCCCUGCGUGCCCUGGGGCCCCGAGCUCUACAACACGGUAUGCACCACUGAUAAAGGCCUGCUUUCCCUGCAUGGAUUCCUCUGCCAGUGGACGCUCGUGGCUUACCUGGAUGUGCGGCACUGCUUGGAGUGCCUGGGCUACCUGGGCUACCCCAUCCUCUCGGAGCAAGACUCCCAGACACAAGCCCUCACGGGUACGGCCAUGCCCUCCCCUCCUGUCACAGCUCAGGUCCCUCCUCUUGCUCACCCAGCCUCUCUCCUGCCAGUGACCCGGGAGAAGAGGAUUGACCUGGAAAAAGGCCAGACCCAGAGAAACGUCUUCCUCUGCAAGGUGCUGGGAGCCAGGGGCGCAGGCAAGUCUGCCUUCCUGCAGGCCUUCCUCGGCAGGAGCCUCGCGGUCCAGAGGGAGAACCCAGGAGAGCCAUCCCUCUACGCCAUCAACACGGUGCAGGUCAACGGCCAGGAAAAGUACCUUAUACUGUAUGAGGUCAGCGCCGACACGAAGUUCGUGAAGCCAUCGGAUGCAGCCUGCGAUGUCGCCUGCUUCAUCUACGACCUGAGGGACCCCAGAUCCUUCAGCUACUGUGCCAGUCUUUAUAAGCAACACUACAUGGACAGCCAGAUCCCCUGCGUCUUCGUGGCCUCCAAGACGGACCUGCCAGAAGCGAGCCAGCAGCCCGGGCUCUCCCCCAGCCAGUUCUGCUACAAGCACUGCCUCCCACCGCCCUUCCUCUUCUCCUGCCACGGCCAGGGACCGCCCGGCACCACUGUCUACACCAAGCUGGCCACCGCCGCCACCUUCCCCCACUUGAACGCCGUGGAGCUGGGAGCCGCGUCCUUCUGGCUGCGGGUGGCUCUGGGGGCCACGGUGACUGCUCUGGUAGGGUUCACGCUGUACCGCCUGCUAGCCAAGAACAAAUGAGAGUUGUUCUCUACCCCGUCCUCCCCGUGACACCAGCCUCCCCCUCCUGAGUGAUGCCCCGGCGAGGGGCCCUGCCUCAAGCUGGUCCCUGCUGGGAGAUCCUCCUUUCCCCCCAGCCGGGAUUGCAGGACCAGUGAAACUGAACUUCCCAGCACCAGCAGGAUAAAUUCCCCAGCACUGGCCAGCCCAACCCUGCCGGCCUCUGCCAUCCCCUCACCCUGGGGGCUCUGCCUCACCAGCAGAUGGAGGAUCACCCACCAUCUUUUACUCUGUUCAUUUUUUUUUAACGUUUGUUUUUAAGCUCAAACAUGAGUGUUUCAGUGUCUGUUAGGCUGGGCACAUCCCCUUCCCUGGAGGGCUGUGCUGGUGCCCUCAAUUCUGGGGGGGCAACACUCCCACAGCAGCAGCACUGGGCUCAUGGCUUCGGCCCCCCGGGGCACACCUCCAUCCCCCGGCCCUGUUUCCCUCUGCCAGUGCUGGGAAAGGCAGCCAUGAAGGGCCAGGCACUUACACCCCCCACGCCCCUGCGAUUUGGGGUCGCUCCUGGCCCUUGCUGGGACCCUGGG